This is a messenger RNA of Stegostoma tigrinum, 9154 nucleotides long. RefSeq names its product slit homolog 3 protein-like. Gene Ontology annotation, molecular function: heparin binding; Roundabout binding; calcium ion binding. Gene Ontology annotation, biological process: negative chemotaxis; axon guidance. NCBI's taxonomy places the organism in Eukaryota, Metazoa, Chordata, Chondrichthyes, Orectolobiformes, Stegostomatidae. Bases 87 to 4643 code for a protein of 1518 amino acids. The transcript has 36 exons. The record is from RefSeq and is a predicted model, not a curated record.
CUGAAACUUAGUCCAAGUUGUUCCUGUUCCACCUCCCAGUCUUUGAACUCUCUCUCUCUCUCUCAUUCUUUUUUGCAUCCUCUCGAAUGGCGAGAUUUAAAGACAGUUUUCCAGGAUCUGUCCUGCUCACCCUUCUCUUUUGUGGAAUUUGCACUCAAGCGUGUCCCAACCGCUGCAUUUGCUCUGGAUCCAACGUGGAUUGCCAUCAUUUGGGAUUAAAGGCUGUCCCGAGAGGAAUACCAAGGAAUACGGAGAGACUUGAUCUGGACAAGAACAACAUUACACGGAUUUCAAAGAUGGACUUUGUUGGACUGAAGAAUCUUCGGGUUUUACAUCUUGAGGAGAACCAGAUCAACGUGAUCGAAAGAGGAGCCUUCCAGGAUCUGAAGCAGUUAGAAAGACUGCGACUCAACAAGAAUAAACUGCAAAUACUUCCUGAGCUUCUCUUCCAGGGCACCCCCAAGCUCUCCCGACUGGACUUAAGUGAGAACCGGAUUCAAGCUCUUCCCCGAAAAGCAUUCCGCGGUAUUGUUGACAUCAAAAACCUGCAACUGGACAAUAACCACAUAAGUUGCAUAGAGGAUGGAACGUUCCGAGCCCUGCGUGACCUGGAGAUUCUCACCCUCAACAAUAACAACAUCAGCCUCAUCCCAUUGACCAGUUUCAACCACAUGCCAAAGCUAAGGACUUUGCGGCUUCACUCCAACAACCUGAUCUGUAACUGCCACUUGGCCUGGCUUUCUGAUUGGCUACGGCAACGUCGUCCCAUUGGCCAAUACGCACAGUGCACUGGCCCCAUUCACCUGAGGGGCCUCUAUGUUGCCGACGUCCCAAAGAAAGAAUUUACCUGCAGCGGUCCUCAGUCCCCCGAGACUCAGUCGUGUAGCGCCCAUGCUACAUCAUGUCCACCAGCGUGCGUGUGCAGUAACAGCAUCGUCGACUGCCGAGGGAAAGGCCUGACCGAAAUUCCAGUCAACCUUCCGGAAAACAUUGUGGAAAUACGUUUGGAACAAAAUUUGAUCAAGACCGUGGGAGCUGGUGCGUUUAGCCAGUACAAGAAGCUCAAACGCUUAGACUUGAGUAAGAACCAAAUUUCGGAGAUUGCAGCAGAUGCAUUCCAAGGACUGCGAUCACUCACCUCACUUGUCCUCUAUGGAAACAAGAUUACUGAACUCCCCAAGGGCCUGUUUGAUGGGCUAAUAUCGAUUCAGCUGCUAUUGCUGAAUGCCAACAAGAUUAACUGCUUGCGUGUAAACACCUUCCAGGACUUGCAGAACCUCAAUCUCCUUUCACUGUACGACAACAAGCUCCAGACCAUCACAAAGGGACUGUUUACACCACUCCACUCCAUUCAAACGCUCCACCUGGCCCAGAAUCCUUUCGUGUGUGACUGCCAUCUCAGGUGGUUGGCUGACUAUCUCCACAACAACCCCAUUGAAACUAGCGGUGCCCGCUGUACUAGCCCACGUCGACUGGCUAAUAAACGCAUCAACCAGAUCAAGGCUAAAAAAUUCCGAUGCUCAGGAUCAGAUGACUACCGGACUAAGCUAAGUAAUGACUGCUUCAUGGACCUGGUUUGCCCUGAGAAAUGCCGCUGUGAGGGCACUGUCGUGGACUGCUCCAACCAGAAGCUCACCAGGAUACCCAGCCAUGUCCCAGAAUACGCCACUGAACUGCGAUUGAAUGACAACGAAUUAACUGUCUUGGAGGCAACAGGUAUCUUUAAGAAGCUACCGAACCUGCGUAAAAUAAACUUGAGCAACAACAAGAUCAGAGAUAUCCGGGAGGGAGCAUUCGAAGGGGCUUCAGGAGUCUUGGAAUUAUUGCUGACUGGAAAUGAACUGGAAAUGGUCCAUAGCCGAAUGUUUGCUGGUCUCUCUGGACUUAAGACGCUGAUGCUGCGGAACAACCUGAUCAGCUGCAUCAACAAUGACACGUUCACUGGCCUUAGCUCUGUCCGGCUGCUGUCGCUGUAUGAUAACCAGGUCACCACUAUCACCCCCGGAGCUUUCAAUACUCUCCAUUCUCUCUCAACCAUCAACCUUCUGGCCAAUCCCUUCAACUGUAACUGUCACCUGGCCUGGUUGGGGCGGUGGCUGAGGAAGAGAAGGGUCGUCAGUGGGAACCCACGCUGUCAGAAGCCGUUCUUCCUCAAGGAGAUCCCGAUCCAGGAUGUGGCAGUUCAGGAUUUCACCUGUGACGUGGAUAACAACGAGAGCAGCUGCCUGCCAGGCGCCCACUGUCCCGAACUCUGCAGCUGUGUCGACACAGUGGUUCGAUGUAGUAACAAAGGAUUUCGCACCUUGCCAAAAGGCAUUCCCAAAGAUGCAACUGAGCUAUACUUGGAAGGAAAUCAGCUGACUUCAGUCCCCAAAGAGCUGUCUAAUUUCAAACAUUUAUCACUCAUAGAUUUAAGCAAUAACAGUAUCAGCGUGCUGAGCAAUUCUAGCUUCAGCAACAUGUCCCAGCUCUCAACGCUAAUUCUGAGCUACAACCGAUUGAGGUGCAUUCCCGUUCAUGCUUUCGACGGUCUGAAAUCUCUGAGGUUGUUGACCCUACACGGUAAUGACAUCUCCACCAUUCCUCAUGGAGCAUUCAGUGGUUUAUCGUCACUAUCUCACCUUGCCCUCGGGGCUAAUCCCCUGUACUGUGAUUGUAACCUGCAUUGGCUGUCUGAAUGGGUGAAGACAGGCUACAAGGAGCCAGGCAUUGCUCGCUGCACAGGGCCAGAAGACAUGAACGAGAAACUCCUCCUCACGACACCCACAAACAAGUUCCACUGCAAAGGUCCACUGAACAUUGCUAUCUUAUCCAAGUGCAAUCCCUGCUUGUCCAGCCCUUGCAAAAACAAUGGGACCUGUAACAGUGACCCAGUUGAGUUCUACAGAUGUACCUGUCCCUAUGGUUUUAAGGGCCAGGAUUGUAAUGUUCCCAUCAACGCCUGCAUCAACAGCCCAUGCCAAAACCGAGGGACCUGUCGCCUCAGUGAGGGAGAGAAGCGUGGAUUCAGAUGCCUUUGUCCCGCAGGUUUUGAAGGGCAGUUGUGCGAAAUAAAUCCUGAUGACUGCGAGGAUAAUGACUGUGAAAAUAAUUCUACGUGUGUAGAUGGAAUCAAUAACUACGCCUGUCUUUGCCCACCCAAUUACACAGGUGAACUGUGUGAAGAGGUUGUGAACUACUGUGUUCCAAGCCACAAUCCUUGCCAGCAUGGCUCCAAAUGUAUCUCAAGGGACAGGAAGUACAAGUGCGAAUGCUUGCCUGGAUACACUGGUGAAAACUGCCAAACUGAUUAUGACGACUGUGUGGAGAACAAGUGUCGGCACGGUGCACGGUGUGUUGAUGCCAUUAAUGGCUACACAUGUGUCUGUCCCACUGGCUUCAGUGGACUGUUCUGUGAGAUCCACCCACCCAUGGUCCUACCCCGUACCAGCCCCUGCGACAAUUACAGCUGCCAGAAUGGGGCUCAGUGCAUCGAGGUACACAACGAGCCUGUCUGCCAGUGUCUCGCUGGCUUUGCCGGGCAGCAGUGUGAGAAACUUGUCACCGUCAACUUUAUCGGGAAGGAUUCUUAUGUGGUGCUUCCAGCCUCCCAGGUUCGGCCGCAGGCAAAUAUCUCUCUCCAGGUUGCCACUGACAAGGACAAUGGUUUACUGCUGUACAAAGGUGACAAUGACCCUCUGGCUCUAGAACUCUACCAAGGACAUGUUCGGCUGAUAUAUGAUGCUUCAAGCUAUCCCCCUACCACUGUGUACAGUGUGGAGACGAUCAACGAUGGACAAUUUCACACUGUUGAGUUGAUGAUGAUGAAUCAGUCACUGAGCCUAGUCGUUGAUAAAGGAACGCCCAGGAGCCUGGGGAAGCUGCUCAAGCAACCAACUCUGAGCCUGAACUCCCCGCUGUAUAUUGGAGGCAUCCCCCCCGUCUCAGGGGUAGCAGCGCUCCGCCAAGGACCUGACCGCAAUCUCAACGGUUUCCAUGGCUGCAUUCACGAUGUGCGCAUCAACAACGAGCUGCAGGAUUUCAGGAGCUUGGCCCAGAUGCCCCUGGGCGUCUCUCCAGGUUGCAGGUCCUGCAACAUCUGCAAAAACGGUGUGUGCCGCUCGCUCGAUCAGUCCAGCAUCACCUGCGAUUGCCAUCCUGGCUGGAUGGGGCCAUUGUGCGACCAGGAAGCCCAGGAUCUCUGUGCUAACAACAAGUGUGUUCACGGGACCUGUGUAGUGUCUGACUUUGCAUACCGCUGUCUGUGCAAGGAAGGCUAUGUUGGCAGACUCUGCGACAAAGGUCAACUGAUGGACAACUGUCAGAACCUGAAGUGUGGCCACGGCCACUGUAAGAUCUCCGGGCAAGGGGAGCCAUAUUGUGAGUGUAACACCAACUUUACUGGAGAAACGUGCCAAACAGAGCUCCUUUGUCAAAAGGAAAUGAUCCGGGAUGUCUAUCGCAAGCAGCAAGGCUAUGCCUCAUGCCAGACCACAGUCAAAGUCCCUCGACUGGAAUGCAAGGGGAGCUGUGCCAAUGGAGAGUGCUGUGUGCCCCUACGUAGCAAGCGACGGAAAUAUGUCUUCCAGUGUACAGAUGGCUCCUCAUUUGUGGAAGACGUGGAGCGGGUUGUUGACUGCGGCUGUGGGAGUUGUUCAUCGUAGGGGUCCCAAAAUGGGAAGCGGAGGCUUAACCAACAGCAUGUGCCUGUGACAAGUAUUGAACCCUUUAACUCUCGUAGUGGACCAAAAGAAAUGGAAAUAUAUUGUAAGAUAACAAAUAGAACCUAUUUUUAUUAUUAAGAAAAGGACUAUUUUCUUCAGGUAUUACUAAAAUAUAUCACAUCACCUGGGUAUGUAUAUCAUACUUUGAUACCUUUGCAAGAUUUUUAUUUUCUGUUUUAUUAACCUGACAGAGAUGUUCUGGGAAAAGCUUGCUCGUUUGGUUGAUGUGAAAGUGUUUGAAAGACCUGUUGUAUUGCUGUCCACCUGACUGACAAAGGUAAAUAAGAAGUUCAAAGCUUUUGAAGAAAGGAACAUCGCUGAACACCAACUGGCUCUUCAUUUUACUGUAGCCUCCAUCAUCUUUGCAGACCUCUGUGUCAAAAGACCUUUCGCAUGACCGUCAAUACAGUGUAGUCAAUACUCUCCAGACCCCCAAUAACUUGCAGUCUUGGAUUUAGCAAUCAUAAUGCAGGUGAAUCUGAGACCGCCAGUGCUCCUGUGUAACUGAUAGCAGCUUCUAGCAUCCACACUUGCACAGUUAAACAGAAAUCCAGAAAUUGUCAUCAGUGGUUCUUGUGCUUCUCUAUGGGUAGCACCAUCAAAGUUGCUAUGGACCAAGUUUAUUAUUGACCAACAGGAAAAAUAUUGGGCUGAUCAGGACCUCCACUUUUACACCACUUUCCUUGCUGAAAAUGUUGCCAUUUUUAACUGCUCUUAACAUUUCGAAAUUAUUACUGAACAACUAUGGUCCUGAAACACAUUUCCUAUUUGUCAAUAUCAAAAUUUUAUGAUGUUUGGAAAACUGUGACAUUUUGACUUGAUCCCAAGUGUCUGUCUCAAACUUUAUUUCACUCUUCAUGAAGCUACAUUUGACAAUCACAGAUAAUUGGUGCUUUUACCUUCCUGACUUAACGUCUGUGGGAAUUCUCCAAAGCAAUUCAUCACUUGUCCUGGUUAAUUGCAGAACACUUGGAGAUUGUCUUAACUUGAUGUUGUAGGCCAGACCAGACCCCCUCAAUAUGUAUAGACCCUAACUUGUUCUUACUUUAAAGGUAAGUGUCAGGCAUUGCAUGCCAGAUGCAAUGCAACUGGCCAACUGCAUGACAUUAAGCAAAACACAAUUUAUUCAAACCCUAUAGUUAAAACACAACAAAAGAAAGAAGAAGGCGUGAAACAUCAGCUUUCCUACUCCUCUGAUGCUGCCUGGCCUGCUGUGUUCAUCCAGCUGUACAUCUCGCUAUCUCUGAUAAAAGAAAAAAGAAGUGGGAUUACUUAACUUUGCUUGAAAACUUAACAGAAUGAUAGAUACAGUAACUAUUACUAAUUAACUGUUCCAAUAUAGUAACAUCCCAUAAACACACCCUUGGCAAAAGGCAAAUUCAGAAAACGGAAUUUUGCUACACGCAAUCCAGCAGCCCAGGAACAGAACCCAUAGCUUUUGGCUGUGAUUGAGAGAGGAGAGAGAAAAGAAAAGUUUCCAUUUCUUCAAGCCCACAAUGACAACUGCUGGUGAAGACUAAACGGUAAAAAUCCCUGGUUCUGUGGGUGAGUGCUUGUCCACACCUAGUCAGGCUGCUUCUAUUGUUCCAACUUUGAAAAAAACACCCACGGCUUCACAAGUUGUUUAUCUUCUCCAGGACUGCUCGGCACCUGUGCCCCACCCCCCCAAGUCUCUGUUUCUCUGUAGAGGAAACAAGGACAAAAUACACCCCUUAAAGCCACAGCAUCGUGACACUGGGCACUGCAAUUAAGUUAAUGCUGGAGACAAUGGAAUCGGUGAGGUUGGGAUAACUAGAUCGUUGUUGACAGCUUUCUUUGAGGUCAGUGUUACGCAGUGUCUCUUUGCAGAUCGGAAAGCACAGGCCAUUGUUCACAAUAACAAUGUGAAACAUACAGUAGAAACUCAAUAACAUGAAUACAAUACAAAAUCCAUUACAGAUACCCAACAACACGCAUAUGGUGUGAACCAUACUGCAGAUAUCCAAAAAUGAGAAAACGUGUCGAGCAUUUGGUAAAGAAACAAAACAACAUGUAGACCAUAGUACGUGCCCAGUAUCCUAGAUAACAGGAUAUAGUUUAUCACAGAUUCCCAAUAACCAAGUGAAAAAUAUAUGUACUCAAUUUACACAAGUGGCCUAAACACCGAGCAAUAUAUUGAAGAUACCCAAUACUCUAUUAAUAUAAUGUGGAAUACCCUUUUGUUACCUAGCCAUGAGUACCAUGCAGAUAUCCAAUACCAGAUUAUAGAAUUCCUAAAGUGUGAUAGCAGGUCAUUCGGCCCAUCAAGUCCACACCAACUGUCUGAAGAGUAUCCCACCCAGACCCACCCCAUCCCUAUAACCCUGCAUGUCUUAUGGCUAAUCCACCUGGCCUACGCAUCCCUGAACACUGCAGGCAAUUUAGCGUGGCCUAUCCACCUAUAGCCUGCACAUCUUUGGACUGUGGGAGGAAACCCACACAGACAGGGGGAGCAUGUGCAAACUCCAUACAGACAGUCGCCCUGUCUGUGCAGACAUUGCACAUGCUCCCCCUGUCUGUGGUAGUACCAAACCGCGCCAUGAGGUAGCAGUACUCACCACCGAGCACCAUGCCACCCUAUGAAGAUCGAUGAAAUUCAUGGUCAGACUACUGCAUGCAGUAUCUCAGUUGGUUGCAGAACACUAGAGUUUAUAAUGAAAAUCUCCAGAAAUUCAAAAUUGAUCAGGAAAUAAACAUACAAACUGAUAGGGCUGCAUGAGCCCUGCACGUAGCCCAUAGGUCACCAUCUGCACAUUCCCACAUCGGGAGCUGACCCUGCACAAACAUCACCUGAGAGACAUUUACUCAUUAUAGUUACAGAGCACAGAAACAGACCCUUUGGCCCAACUCAUCCGUGCCGACCAGAUAUCCUAAAUUAAUCUAAUCCCAUUUGCCAGCAUUUGGCCCAUUGCCCAAUAACAUUUAAUCAAGAGCUUUUCAUCUCAAACAAACAUAAUUAAAUGUCUAGACCUCAAGGCUCCUGUCAUUGCUAAAUGGUCCUCAAGCAGAAAGUAACGUUCCUUUAUCCAUUAGACAAUGUUACCAGACAUUAGAUCAUACUGUUGAGGAAAUGCGUAUAAAAUUUAACUCUGAUAACCAUAGUACAUGCAGUACAGAAGAAAAUUAUACAUCUGAACAGAUGUUGGGUUGAUUCUUUACUGUGACACCCCAGAGCUGUAUAAAACUGCACGGUGUUGUGUGAUGCCUGAGCAUCUUAUUGAUAUUCUGUCUCAUAUUGCUGCCCCCAAGAUAUCUGCUAUCUCAGAUGUCUCACAUGCCAACCCUUGUUCCUAUUAUCUGCUCUUGAGGAUUUGGGUAUCUGACAUUUAAGCUUCCAGCAGAAGAAGGUUUAUUAUUUGUCGAGUGUAAUUCAGCCGUUUGCACCAACUGAUUUACAGAGCAUUGAGCAUAAAUAUCUAAGAGGAAGAGCCACACACUGAGAAUCACAAUAUGGUUUUGAUGCAAGUGAUGGAUGACAGCAGGCAUUGAACUUUCUUUUGAGAGUCUGACGUGGAAAUAAAUCACUGGUUGGUCCAAAGAAAAGUUAAACUGCGAGGAAUUUCUUUGCUGGUGCCCCAUUCUUAUUAAAUUUCCGAUUUAGCAUUCCAAUAGAUGGAAGAACAAACUAUACCUGUGCACCACUUUGGUUGCAGUGACAAGACAAUGAUCAGUCAACAAGGAGAUUAGGGUUUUUGGGAUGUAGCGCUGUCUAUCAGAUAAUUUCCAUUGACAUAACACACCACAACCUCUCUAUGUCCAAAUAUUGCUCAGGCAGCGCUCAAUCUGUCAGAGAUUUGCAUGAGUGGGGCAGUAGAUUUACAGAGAUUUCUGUACCCACUUCAUUAAAAAGUGUAGAGAAAUCUGAGAGAGAAGGCAAAUGACUUGUAUUGACAUAAAAAUCCAAUCAGUAGCAACUGCACUUAACCUAGUGCCUUACAUUUAGCCCAUUAGCUUAAGUAUUUACCUAAGUGCAAUGUGUGUCAAUUUUUGCUGCAUUGAUCUAAGUGCCUUAUACCUUAACCUGAGGGAAAGUCUUAGCAUCAACCUGAUGCCUAAUUAACCUGAGAGAUCUUACAGUCAACCCCAUGCCUUACACAUUAACCUGAAAGUGUCACAAUGCCUUAUGCCCUAACAUAUGGACCCUACAAUCCACCCAAUGCCUUAUGCAUUAAAAUGAGGACUUACAGUCAACCUUGUGCCUUAAACAUUAACCCAAGAGCUGUAAACUCAAGAGGAUGCCUUACAUAUUGAGUAUUUUCCUUCAGAACAUCCCAAAUACACUGAAGGGUAUCUGAUGCUCACGGCUAUCUCACUCUACAGUACUGAAGCCAAUGGACUGUGAUAUGUUACUCCCUGUGAACUCAAUAUUAUAGACAGAGAUAACAAGGUGUAGAGCUGGAUGAACACAGCAGGCCAAGCAGCAUAAGAGGAAC